GUGAACCUUCAUCUGCUGAGGUGGCCACCCCAACUAUUCAAAUCCUCCAAGUCGUGGAUUGGACUUCUCUCGAGUCGAGAGUAAGUAUAGCUCACUCAUUUUGCUUUCCCACACAACCCAAUCAUCUACUCUUUAUCAACUGUUGACUAUGCCGGAGAGAGCCACUUCACCCAUCAGCUCGCUACCGAAUGAGUUAAUCCUGUCCAUUUUCUGUUCUCUUCCAUCUUUUUCAGACGUGGCAUACUUUGCAGCAACCUGUCGCCUCUAUCGAAUAUUAUGGAUUAACCAGGCUUUCUCGAUAUUCACGAAUGUCGGACCUCGGACUAUCCCAUGCCGCAAAUUUGCGCGCACCCUACUUGCCGAUCAAGGUGGCCCUUCCGUAACUGCAAAUCGUCUAGCAUUGCAGGACGUUCUUCAACUUAUCAGAAACGCGAAGGUGGUGGAGCUGAAUAUAGCUCAGUUCAACGCACAAUGGAUGCCCGCACUGAAAGUCUUUCAUAUGUCGCGGGCCCCAAAACCUAAAGCUCUAUCGGCCAAUGAACGACACCGAUUUGCGCGAGGAAUAUACCAACUCUGGAGCUUUUUCAUCGUCGAUCGUGCGACCCGACAACGGAGACUUGGUACAUUAAAGUUAAAGUAUUUACUGGUUAUAUCUGAACUGUUAACAUUUUACUUCUGGCACUUUGAAGAAGACCCGAAGAGGCGUGCAAUUCUGAUAGACGAUGGCAACCCCUAUGACGAAGUCUUCGCGGAUUGUUACAUGACGCUUGCGGAAGCGUUGCGUGAACAUCAUGGUGAUGAAUCCGGCAGCUGGCAGUUGACAGAGUCUGACGGCAUUGGUGGGCGCUUCUCGCUCUGGGAUCCAUACCAAGGGCUUCUCAAAGAGAUGGUGCUUUUUGGAGCCUCCCGAGAUCGUAACCGGAAGUCGCCUCCUUUACCUUCUCCGCAGAGUGUCUGGGAUGAUACUUCGGAUGAUGAUCGGGCAGAGGGAGUGGAGCCGAGUGUUUCGCGUCAUACCACGUAGAGGUGUGGUACGAAACGAUCGAGUGUGGUUCGAGUCUUUGGAUAUAGAGUUUAUAAUUCAGCCGUUUUACAGAUAUAACCUCUUGCGUGACUGGAUGGAGGGACUUUUGUAAACGCAGCUAGCUUCCAGCACCACGGCAAUUACCGCAUCAUUUACCAGCCCAAUGUUCUUCGUCACACUUGACGGUCCCUACCUUUAACAUGACUGUUUCAGCUGCCUGCAUCAACAUGAAAAUUCAUGUCUGCACCCACAACACGGACACCCCUCUUCUACCUCAUAGUGGUGGGGAAACAGCCGCCCGAGG
Messenger RNA from Aspergillus melleus, 1328 nucleotides. RefSeq lists its product as uncharacterized. The record is from RefSeq and is a predicted model, not a curated record. The transcript has 2 exons. NCBI's taxonomy places the organism in Eukaryota, Fungi, Ascomycota, Eurotiomycetes, Eurotiales, Aspergillaceae. The coding region runs from base 149 to 1024 and encodes 291 amino acids. Gene Ontology annotation, molecular function: protein binding.